UUCGUGAAAAACAGUUAAAGCGAACGUUUAAAACAGCCGGGGUGCGCCAAUUAUAAAUCAUAUCAAAUAAUGUAUUUGUUGAGUGAACUGGAAAUAACCCUUCUUUAUUAAAAAAAAAAAUUAAUUAAUCUACGUUUUUGUGACUGAUAAAACUUUUCAGAUCAUAAUCGAUUCCGGUUUAAGUAAAAAUGAUUCGAAAGUGAUUAGCAACCAAUUUCCAUAAUAGCUCUAUUGUGAAUGAAUGCGUUGAGAACGAAAAGGCGAAGACGGCCGGGUAUUUUGUGAUCAUACAUAUGUCGUUAUUGUCCGUUUGUUAUUUGUUUAUGAAUGUUAAAAAUGAAAAAGUUUCCAGUUAAAAUUGAUCUUUCAACAUUUUUCGAGGACGAAAGAAAAUAUGUUAUAAUUCUUGUGGAUCCACAAUGGAAAAACGUGGAGUAUUUACAACGUCGAGUGGAAGAAAUAUUUGAUGUGCGGCCGGUCCGGUUUUUGACCAUAGAUAAUCUAUUUAUACCUCCACAGGAAUCUAUAGAAGUUGUAGAAUUUACGGAAUCUCUUAAAGCUUUUAUACCAAAACGAGCACUGGAAGAAUCUCGCCGACGCUCAAAGCAAUUGAAACCUGAAACUCAAGCAAUUGUUAAUAAUAUAGAAGAAUCGAUUGAGAAGAAUUUAGUUAAAAAGAGGAAGUACUAUACAUUGGGUAUGGAUAUUCAAGGAAGCUCUACUCCCAACCAGACGAAAAAAUCGAGACAUACUCCAAAAAUUGUAAAUCAGUCACCAGAAAAUAUAAUAAGAAAAGUUUCCAAUGAAUCACAAGAAAUCACAAGUACUAAUGAACAAUUAAGCUUAUUGAAAGGAUGUGAACAAGUCCAUCUCAAUCAAAGCGUCGAAAAAAAGUCCAUAUGCGAUGGUGCAAAAUCUUUACCCAGUUUGGUGGAAAAACAAAGUGUGACAACGAAUGAAUCAAAAGAGAAUUCAACUAGUAAACGUAAACGUAAAAGGACUCAUAAAGAAAGCUCCGCACUGUCCAUGGAUUUCGAGGAAGAAAAAACUGAAUUGACGUUGCGGCCGGAAGUACCUUCGUCUACAUUCCUUAACAAGUCUAAAUCAUCAAAUAAAUCAUCGCAUAUAUACUUUGAAGACUCAACUAUCAUGGAAUCUAAAAGCAAAAAUCAAGAAAAGAAAAGUAUUAGUAAGUCAAUGACUAAUGGGAAAGCAAAUACAACCAAAGUAUCAUUUAAAUGUAAACGAAGUGAUGCAGAAUUUGAGAAACCAGUUGUCUUUCCCUUAAAAUAUAUCAACAAAAAUAACAAACCUAUUAAAUCAAUCAUAGAUAUACAAGAAAAUAUACUUCUACAGCCAGCCAAUGUCGAUAUACUGUGUAAAGCGCCGGUUAUGAAUGAUACCGAAAAUCAGUUAGAAGAAAAUGUUUUGUCAACUACUUUUAAUACAACAGAGAAUAAGGAAAAUGAAACAAUUAAUGAAAUUACGAAUAUAACAGAAACUGCUGAUAACUUUGAACCCGAAAAUAAUGCCAACAUUAUCACAAAUGGUUUGGACCACAUCAAUUGCAAGUUGGUUAGAGACUCCGGUACAGAAAAAGAAAUACAAAAUAGCAAUACAGUAAAAGAAAUAGAAGAUAACAAUUUAAAAGAAAAUUCCAAUUGUGAGGGUAGCAUCAAUGAUGAGAAGGACACUAUUACGGACGUUAACUCAAAUGGCAAAGACAAGAAUGCUACAAACCAAUCACAAUCUGAGAUUUCGUACAAUGAAUGUAAUUUAAAUAAGGAGGUACAAGAGACUGUGUCCUCCAUUGACAAAAUAAAACAAACAAAUAUAACAAACUCCACAUCUACCAACAUGACAGAAAUGUCCGAUUAUUCACAGCUAAUGGACGAAAGCUCUGUCAUUGACUUGGAUGACGAUGAUGAAGUUGUAAUUGAUUUAAGUGAUGCUGAAGACCAACAAAAAUCCAUGGCAACAAGUCACGGAAGGUUGUCUAAAUCUUUAAAUAAAAGUAUAAGCACAAUGAGUAUCGAUGAAAUGCUUGACUUUUGUGUGCCACUGACCGGAGUACCUGAAUUAGGCGAUGUUAUCAUAUUUAAGUUUAAUCGUCGUAUUUCUGGUGCUAAAAUAGAGGAAUCACAAUUUAUAGCCUGUAGAUGCGAUCACAUUAAUAGACGCACAAAAGCUUUAAAGCUCGCUGUGAUAAAUGCUAGUCUAGAAAACGACGUCCUUCCUCAAAAGUAUAAGUAUAGUUUAGAUGAUACAUUUGAAAUACGAUUUAUGAAUAUAAAGUUUACGGAAAUGAUCGAUCCUAAAGUAUUGAAACUAAGCAGUUAGAUUAAAAAGAAAAUAUUAUGUUGUAAUAAAUUUAAAUGUUUUGAUUUUUUUCUUUAAUAAAUUUAUAAUAAAUAAGCAUUA
Messenger RNA from Bactrocera dorsalis (oriental fruit fly), 2421 nucleotides. Its product is annotated as coilin. Lineage: Eukaryota; Metazoa; Arthropoda; Insecta; Diptera; Tephritidae. The transcript has 5 exons. The record is from RefSeq and is a predicted model, not a curated record. The coding region runs from base 328 to 2340 and encodes 670 amino acids.